AUAGUGAAUUUCAUUGGGCUUCAAAAUGUCUUUGAAGCCCAAAGAGGUAAAUUUUGAUGUGACGUGGAAAAAAUUGAGUAUAACCAUAAAAAAUGUCCUGCAAAUGGAUCCAGUUCGCCAUGAUGUUUGGACAGAAUGCUUCUCUGAUGUCUAUUCUCUUUGUGUUGCAUUUCCUGAGUCAUUGGCUGAAAAACUUUAUGAUGAAGUGAAGCAACUCUUGUCAGACCAUGUGGCCAACUUGUACAAUCAAGUAUCAGCUGCUGGAGAAGAAAGUAUUUUAAUAAUCUAUCACACACACUGGAUGCAGUUCAACAAAGGUGCCAAGUAUCUGGACAGCCUAUUCUCGUAUCUCAAUGUACAGCACAUUCAAAAGCAGCGUUUCUCUGAAGCAGACCAGAAGUAUGGUCAUAUCACUAUGGACAUAAAUGAGCAGCACAUGGAAAUCGGUGAGCUUGCUUUUGAAAUCUGGAAAGAAGAGUUUAUCAAGCUACUAAAGGAGAGACUCGUAUUGGUGCUGCUGUCUUGUAUCAAGGCAGACAGACUCAAUAAAGGACUUGUGGCUCCCGUACACAUUGUCAAGGGGGUGAUAUUGUCCUUUGUGGAAGUGUGCAACUUUAAGAAGAAGAACACAUAUGUGCUGUAUGAGAGCGUGUUCGAGGAGCUGCUGCUGCAGCAGACUGCCGAGUUCUACAGAGGGGAGAGCAUUGCCCUCCUCCAGGAGCUGACGCCGUCCCAGUACAUGACCCGAGUCAUCGCUCGCAAGGAGGAAGAGAAGAUGCGCUGUGCCAAGUUCCUUCCUCCAAGCUGCCACGUGAAGCUGGAGAAGAAGGUGCACGUGGAGCUCGUAGAGAAACACAUGACGAUGCUGCACGGCGAGUGUGGCAAACUCGUGGCUGGUGAGCGCGUCGAGGACCUGGCCAACAUGUACGUGCUGCUCAAGCCCAUCAAGGACGCCCUCAAGCCUCUCGUCUCGUGCAUUCAAGAGCACAUUAAACAGCAAGGCCUGCAGGCUGUUCAUCAGCUCUCCGGUGAAAAUAUGGCGACACAGUUCGUAGAAAACCUGCUAGCGGUGCACGCCAAAUACUCGGGCUUGGUCGCCGAGAUGUUCAACCGCGACCACCAGUUCCAGGAGGCGCUGCACCGAGCCUUCGAAUCCGUUGUCAACUCAAAAAUGUCCAGAAAUUUCCCUAAAAGUCCAGAAAUCAUCGCAAAAUACUGCGACACAUUGCUCAAGAAGUCGACCAAAGGAUUGUCUGAAGGUGAAGUGGACGACAAGCUGACGCACUGCAUCACCAUCUUCAAGUACGUCGAGGACAAGGAUGUCUUCCAGAAGUUCUAUUCGCGGCAUCUCGCCAAGCGCCUCAUACACCAGCAGAGCGUCUCCAUGGACCUCGAGGAGUCCAUGAUCAACAAACUCAAGAGCGCGUGCGGCUACGAGUUCACAAGCAAGCUGCACAGGAUGUUCACAGACAUGACGCUCAGCGAGAGCCAGAACCAAAAGUUCAGCGAGUUCCUCAAGGACAACAAACUCUCCCUGGACACUAACUUUGCCAUCAACAUCCUCCAGGCUGGAGCGUGGCCCCUGGGCACCACCAGUCUGGGCUUCUCCAUGGCGCUGCCCCUGGAGCUCGAGAAGCCCUUGCAAUAUUUCGAGAAAUUCUACCACUCAAGUUUCAACGGCAGAAAAUUGACGUGGCUACAUCAUCUAUCUCAAGGGGAGCUGAAGUGCUGCUUCACGUCACGCACCUACAUCAUCACCAUGGUCUCCUACCACGUCGUCAUCAUGCUGCUCUUCCAGAAAACUGACAGCAUGAAGCUCAGCGAGUUGACUGAAGCGACCAAGUUCACAUCAGACGGCUUCAGCAGGUUCCUUCAGCCGCUUCUUGACAGCAAACUUCUCGUCACUGACUCUAAGGAGCUGACCGACGACUCAGUGAUCAGCCUGAACUUGAAGUACUCGAACAAGCGAUUCAAGUUCAGAAUCGCCAUGGCGCAAGUGAAAGAACAACAGCAGCAAGAGGUGGCGGCAGCGCACUCGUCAGUAGAGGAGGACCGCAAGAUGUACCUGCAGGCCGCCAUCGUGCGCAUCAUGAAGACCCGCAAGCUGGCCCGCCACACCGACCUCGUACAGGAGGUGAUCUCUCAAUCCAAGGGCCGCUUCGCUCCCCAAGUGCCGAUGAUCAAGAAAUGCAUCGAGCUGCUGCUCGACAAGCAAUACAUCGAACGCUCCAACAGCAACCACGACGAAUAUAAAUACGUCGCGUAGUCAUGCUGCUGCGUGUCACACGUCCUGGUUCCGCUCGAACUACACAUCUGCCCGCUAUAUAGACCGCAAGCUCUCCUGACCCUUUAAAAGUACCAUUGCAUUAUUAUUGUUUGCUGCUUCGCUCCUGGAACGCAUUUUUUUGGCGUGGGCUGUAAUGCUGUGGAUAAACGAUCAGCUCGCCAGCUACGGAAGACUUACAUGAAUGAUCCCAAUUUGUCCGAAAGAAGCAGUCAUCUUAGUUUACAUCUCACCAAGAUAUGCUUUGCGACCACUGAAAUUUCCGUGUCCAGCGAAUAAACAUGGUUCACCAUAUCUCUUCAAAACACAGCCUAAUGUCUGAUAUAAGUGCUGUAGAAAUGAUGAGUUAAGGCAUGAAAGUGUCUGCACAAGAAGUGUGUUUUGAUCAUUUUUGUGAACGUUUAAAAUAUACAUUAUUUUUUCGACUUGUUUGGCAACUAUUAUUUGGUUGAUGCCAUAUUAGUGAUGCUUUCAGAGAUCGUUACUUUAUGAAAACCUUUCAUAUCACUUAUUGAUAUUCUUAUUUGUGUCCUAGUGCUGAUGGAGGCUGGGCUUGUCCGUUCAUGAUUACUUGUUUACAUAUUAUUACUUGAAUUGGUUUGAUGGGGUCGAGACGAUUUUUUGUAUAUUACUGUACAUCAAAGCAUUAGGUCAGGCGCGAAGGGUUCUUCAAGUAACGAAAGAAGAAAAUGUAUUUGAUUUGCUUUUUAAGUUUCUUGUGCUUGUUGUUAUGUUGCAAUUUACAUUCUUCUCGAAUGGUGAACAAAAGCAGUCGUCAUUUAUGGAGGUUCUUUUGAUCAUGUCUCAGAAGGUAGGUCCUCGCGAUGAGCAAGUAUUGUCAUUGAGUCAUGCAGUAAUUGAUAAUGUUGUGGACAUGUAUUAUAUUGUUAAAAUGAAUACGCACUGAACUUUCUGUUUAACUAUUCGUUAAAAUGAUGCAUUUUUUGUGAUCGUUAUUUGCAAAAUCUCAGUUUCAUCAUCAAAAAGUAUAAUUUUUCGUUGCUACAUCUCUAUUUGUAUACUCCAACUAUCCUAGGAACCGUUGGUCUGCCUAUCGAUACUCGAAUUUUUUGUCAAUAACCUUUGCUAGUGACAGAAACGUCGGUCAGAUGUAAAGACCAUACGCAAUCUAUCGAGUAACUGAACUUGAAGGCUUACUUGACAUCGUUGUGGGGUACCUGAAGAAUUGAAUUUCCGUCAGUCUCUACAUGUUUUAGGGAUGUACUUAGAAUUGUGGAGGUUGCAGUUGCCUGUGCUUCAUGCUGGACACUGUGGUGAUGUCAGUGUUAUUGUUCAGGUCUCACAGAGACAUCAAUUGUAAAUAUCGAAACAGAUCGCUGAGAACGUUUUAGUCCUAGAAACGAAAACGUGUGCAUGAACGACCUACGUUUCCUUGUAGUGUGGCAUGACCAGCCAGGUUUUAUAUGAAUUUUUGUAUGACAGGUUGUAAUCUCAUGUUUGAGAGUCGUCCCUCUAAUGUUGCACGUGUGUGCGCGUGCCGGCAAGUAGGCUCAAUAAUUCCACCCUUGUUGUCAACUAGAAUGAGUGUUGUUGGAUGUGAACUUGGAAUUUCCACCGUUGUUGAUAAUUUUCUUUGUAUUUAUCCGCGAUACUCCCAGUUAUUUAUUGCCUCAUCUCCACAUUAUUAUUGAGUGAACCUCAUUGCCAUACCACUGCUUUCUAACUUCUUUUGUGAUUAUUAUAACAACGCCAUGAUAGGCCUGGGAGGUCUUUCAACUUCUACUGAGGAGAAUAUACAAUUUUCGCCGAAA
Molecule: messenger RNA, 4056 nt
Organism: Hyalella azteca
Lineage: Eukaryota; Metazoa; Arthropoda; Malacostraca; Amphipoda; Hyalellidae
Gene: Cul2
Product: cullin-2
Exons: 17
Coding region: 26-2266 (746 amino acids)
Biological process (GO): protein ubiquitination; SCF-dependent proteasomal ubiquitin-dependent protein catabolic process
Cellular component (GO): SCF ubiquitin ligase complex; Cul2-RING ubiquitin ligase complex
Molecular function (GO): ubiquitin protein ligase binding
Source: RefSeq, a predicted model, not a curated record